This is a messenger RNA of Gamsiella multidivaricata, 2007 nucleotides long. RefSeq lists its product as uncharacterized. Lineage: Eukaryota; Fungi; Mortierellomycota; Mortierellomycetes; Mortierellales; Mortierellaceae. The transcript has 5 exons. Gene Ontology annotation, cellular component: membrane. The record is from RefSeq and is a predicted model, not a curated record. Bases 1 to 2007 code for a protein of 668 amino acids.
AUGUCCCGACGUGCCCUCCGGGGCCCAAAUCCAUCCUCUCCCUCGACCAGCAGCCGCGAGACCUCUGACCAGGAAGAGGAACAGAGGUCCUUCCUCUCGUCCUCGACCUCGUCCUACUCGACCCCGGUUGCCAAGCGGAAACACCGACAGCAACAUCCCACACGGAUCAACAAUGCCGUCGUCGACGGUUAUGAGGACGAGGACGACAAUGGUCACCAUAUGAAGGCCCUCGACUCGACAUUAUUGCCGCACAGGAGCAACAGCCCCAAGAACAACGACAAUGGCUCUCUACCAGACUACUCUCAUCAUCCAAAAGGAUCAUUGGACGACGAGAUAUCGGUCGCAACACUCACAGCUGCAGCCGUUGAACCGCUGAGCAUUGUACUAACAGCGCCCGUCCUCAUGGGCGAGUCUGAUCCUUCUUCACAACGGCACUCGCAUGAGCGGCAACGACAGCAGGUAGCGGCCCAACAGCAUCCGUCGUCUUCAUCGUCGUCGUCGUCAUCUGCUGAACGGGGCUACUCAAAGUGGAGCACCAUUGGCCAUCAAGCCUCGUUCCUAGCCACUGGAAUCUUUUCGACCAUUGCAGUUCAAUGGCUUUACUAUCAGGGAGCAGCUUCCGGAACAACAAUGUUAACCGUAUUCUUCAACUAUAUCGGGAUGAUGAGUGUCGGGCUGGUCUAUGCGCUGCAGUCAUGGUGGGCGGACAGGAAACAGCGUCGAUUGGCCACAGCAGCGGGAUGCAACGCCCAUGUCGAGUACGAUGUCUUGACCACGGACUUUCAUGAGAUGACAGAGACCCAUCCUCGUGAUGUUGAGGAUCAGGGCAUCAAAAGUCAUGUCGGGCUCCUCGUCAACAAAACCGGAAGCACCAGCAACAACAACAGCAACAACAACAACAACAACAAUAACAAUGGCAGUAAAUCAAACCAUGACUCUGUAAGCAAUAACAUUGGCCAUUGCCACGAGGAUGAGAACGAAGAUGAAGAUGACGAUGACGACUACGAUAACCUUGACAUGGAGAAACAGCGGCUCCGAAAGAUCCAUACAGGUGAUCAUUCGAUGGACGUUUCAGACUCCUCGUCAAAGACAGCGGAAAAAAAGUCGAAACUGGGACUCCAUUGGCCCGUUAUCCAAGUCGCGGUCAUGGAUGUGAUUGCGAACGCUCUGGUCACUAUCGGAUUCUUCUAUGUUGGCAGUGGAAUGUACCAAGUGAUCUACAGCUCUAUUGUGAUCUGGUGUGCGAUCCUGACACGGAUCUUCCUCGCCCGGGAACUUAAUAAUAUUCAAUGGUUGUCGAUCGUUGGUGUCACUUUUGGCCUGGCCAUCAGUGCCGUCGGCACCGUCCAGGAUGCAUCGCCUGACGGCCCUGUUCAAAGCUGGCUCGAGAAGUCCUUCGGGGCGCUGGUGACAUUGGGUGCGACAUUUCUCUACGCGUGCGUCUACGUCCUCUCCGACAAAGUCCUCUCGACCUUCCGACCGAAGCCCAUCCCCGAGAAGGUCUGCUCCAUGGUUGGAGGUUACGCCUCGCUUUUGACUUUUGUCUAUCUCUGCAUCCACACCAUCCCGAACUGGCAGACAGAGGUCAUCGAGGUUGUUCAGGAGCAUCAAGGCAGCUGGCUCGGCAUCGCGCUCGUCUAUCCCCUUGUAACGAUCUCCUCGAUGCUGCAUUCGCUCAACUAUUACGUGCUCCUCUCGAGGAUUAACAAUAUCGCGGUCGGCAUCAUGCAGUCCCUGCGUGCCGUCCUGGUCUUUGUCAUGAGCCAUUAUUUGUUCUGCGGAGUCUCGUCCGCCCAGUGCUUCAACGAAUGGAAGUUCAUCUCCGCGAUUGUUGUUAUUGGAUGCGUGACCCUCUUCAGCUUCAACAGCAACCCUGCUGCCCCAGGAACAGAUGAUACUACCACCACCGUUGCAGGUUCAGCAUCUGUAAAGACAUCGACACCGACUUCUAGAGUCACUUCCCCGAUACCCCGCCUGUCAUCCACACGGCAAAGAAAUGCACAUUAA